AUGGAUUCGGAAAAUCGAGAUUGCAUGAUGUGCAAUGCUCCGAACAUGAUUUGCGACAUGGUGCAGUGCGAUAAUUGUGAGCUGUGGGCCCACUACUCGUGUGCUGGCGUUACGGAGGCGGUAAUGGAGCAGGAUUGGAACUGCAUUACGUGCACAAAUGCAUUGCAGGUUCCAAAGACCAGAAAAGCUGCCAGAAACGGCGCCAAAAAGACGACUGGGCAGAAAGCGAAGAGCGAUGCUGGAUCCUCUGUCGGGUCCAUUUCGGAGGGCGCUGGUACGCUGGAAGAUUCUUUGAAAAAAUUGGAAAUGGAACAGCGCGCCAAGGAGAAGGCCUUCGAAGAAGAGAUGGUUUUGCGUGAAAAACGUUUGGAGAUGGAAAAAGUUCUCCAUGAAAAACGCCAGCAAAUGGAAAAAGCAUUCCGCGAGAAACAACUGCAGCAAGAGCGUGAGCUUAAAGAGCGCCAGCUGCAGGAGGAGCGUAAGAUGCUGGAAAAGGAGUUGGCAGAGAAAGCCGCCUUUCAAGAACGGCGUAAGAAAAUGUACGACGAGUUUCAGAAGGCAAAAGAUGCCGUCGCUGAGCCGGCUGCCGAGGAAGAGAAACACGUCGACGUUGAUGCCGAAGAGGAAAAGGAAUCUUCCUUUAAUAGGAAAGUCAAGUUCUGGUUGAAAAAGCAGACGGUUGGGAAAAAUUCUCCGCCGGCCAAAGCGAAGCAGGAUAACCAGAUUGCAUGUUCGUCGAAGCAGGUGGUAGAGGAUGGUUUACACCAGCAAGAAGAAGAGGAAGAAGAAACGAAUGAAAGUGAUGAAAAAGAAGGAAGUAGCGGUGACAGCCGAGGAGAAAGUCAAGAAGAAGAAAGCAGCGAUGAUGAACAGUUCCAGCUGUCUGAAGAAGAUAGGAAAUUACUCGCUCGCUUGCUAGCCGGCAAGAAACUGAAAAGGUCGUCGAUGCAGAAGCAGUAG
Molecule: messenger RNA, 960 nt
Organism: Sabethes cyaneus
Lineage: Eukaryota; Metazoa; Arthropoda; Insecta; Diptera; Culicidae
Product: DNA ligase 1-like
Exons: 1
Coding region: 1-960 (319 amino acids)
Source: RefSeq, a predicted model, not a curated record